Messenger RNA from Punica granatum (pomegranate), 800 nucleotides. Lineage: Eukaryota; Viridiplantae; Streptophyta; Magnoliopsida; Myrtales; Lythraceae. The record is from RefSeq and is a predicted model, not a curated record.
AAUAUAUAUUUGGUCCUCACUUUACGUCGUUUCUUUUUCCAUCUUCACUAGGGUUAGGGUUCUCAGAUUUUCGGCGGAAAGGGCUCUCUUCAGCAGACACACCCCCUCGGAAACCCUAACAAUGGCGGCACCAAUCGAGUCGGUGCAGUGCUUCGGCCGCAAGAAGACGGCGGUGGCCGUCACCUACUGUAAGCGCGGCCGCGGCCUCAUCAAGAUCAACGGCGUCCCGAUCGAGCUGGUGGAGCCUGAGAUCCUCCGGUUCAAGGCCUACGAGCCGAUCCUCCUCCUCGGCCGCCACCGCUUCGCUGGGGUCGACAUGAGGAUCAGAGUGAAGGGAGGAGGGCACACCUCGCAGAUCUACGCCAUUAGGCAGAGCAUCGCCAAGGCCCUCGUCGCCUUCUACCAGAAGUACGUUGACGAGCAGAGCAAGAAGGAGAUCAAGGACAUCUUGGUCAGGUACGAUCGGACUCUUCUCGUGGCUGACCCUAGGAGAUGCGAGCCCAAGAAGUUCGGCGGACGUGGUGCCCGCGCCAGGUUCCAGAAGAGUUACCGUUGAUCAAGAUACCAACCCACAAGUGGGCAGGUCUUGCCUUGUCAUUUUUCUUUCCUAUUUAUGUUAUGAGUUGUUGCUUUCGAUGGUAAGGAUGCUUAGUUUGAUGGGAUGUCGUAAUAUUGCAAUUUUGAUUAGCCUUUGGAGAGACGCCAUAUGUUUCUGUUAUGUUAGUUACAAAGUUGGAAGUAAAUGCAGUUUAAGCAAUUUGCAUAUCUUAAUGGCAAAUACUGCAUCAUACAUUUCUUAA